Pseudogymnoascus verrucosus is the source of this 2399-nucleotide messenger RNA. RefSeq lists its product as uncharacterized. The record is from RefSeq and is a predicted model, not a curated record. NCBI's taxonomy places the organism in Eukaryota, Fungi, Ascomycota, Leotiomycetes, Thelebolales, Thelebolaceae. The transcript is spliced from 2 exons. The coding region runs from base 1224 to 2399 and encodes 391 amino acids.
CAUAAUCCUGUCAUAAACUGAGUAAAAGACAAAAAAAAAAAAAGGGAAACAGUUCCAGCCGGUCAUGGUUCACAGUUUCCCCUCAUCUCUGGCUCACCAGAUGACAUAGCACGCACAGUAGUACGGCCUAGUCGACACCUCCGCGCCCAAUGGCUCCAUCCCCUCCAGCGGUGGCUGAUCAAAUGGCUGAUCCGUGGCUGAUCCGUGGCUUCAUCAACAGCUUCGUUCCAGGGCUUGGCUGCGCUCGCGAGGUGAGGUACCUGUCAAUAGUCAGGUCAGCUAACAGCUCGCUCGCUCAGUCGAUAAUAAAAUCAAACCGAUAAAUCGCAUGGUCUACAGCAAAACAACCCCGUGCCCGCGCAUCGCCCGCGGUCGACCAGCAAACAACAACGCUGGGAAGAUGAUCUAUCCCCCUCUCUGCUGAUGUCAAAAAUCCGCCUGUCUAACUAUCCCAUCCCAUCCCAUCGCAUACUGUACCGUCGCAUCCCCCUUCCUUCCCCCAUGCCCUCCCGCUUUCCCCUCCCCUCCCCUCCAUCCUAUCGCGCAUCGCGUAUCAUCGCUCCUCAUCGAAGAUUGGCACAUCGCAUCGCGAUUUCAUGCACGUCAUCUUUCUCACACAAACGACGCGCACCAAUUGGCUCUGACGAGGGGCCUGCCCUGACUGCAUCGCAGAUUAUUUACCCGGGAUAGAAAAUCUGCAGAUGGGAUGGCUGGCUGGACGCUCCAGAUUGAUUGAGCGAGGGCUUGAGAGCUGUGCGAGGUACGUAUAGGAAGUUGGUGGUGGUGGAGCUGUGCCGUUUGCUACAUACUUUCCGCGGCGGCCCGAGAUGUGUUAUAUCUCACGUUUAUAUAUUCGAGAGCAGCUUCAUCGACCGACCGACGACAUCCGCCUUCUCUUACUAUGCUGCUGCUAGCAUUCCGUGAGCCAUUUGGCUGUGAGCACGUGUUCUAGUACUGGCUGGUCGUGUGUGCAAAAUGGUAGGGUGUGAGUUUAGGUACAGCAGUACAGCACAGCUUAUCGGCUUAACCAAUGACAUCCCAGCCGAGGUUCGAGAUGGUAGAAACGCCUUCGUCGCAGCCUCAAGGGGUCUACUGUUCAGCCUCACUAUAGCCAUUCAACCCCCUUGAGACACAAUAUCUAUCCCCUCCUCUACCGCCUCCCUCCCUCUCUACCCCCAUCUCCACAUCUCCGACCAUCUCCCUGCGAACAUCCCAACCCCAAAAUGACACUCCUCCACUGCCUCCGCUCGUCCCUCCCGGACCCCUCCUCCACUUCCAACAUACCCCUCAUCGCCCUCACCUCCCUAACAACGCUCUCCCUCCUCCACCUCACCCGCCUCGCCCUCUCCGCUCCCGCCCUCACAACCCGCGGUCCCACAUCGACGCUGCUCCCGCACCUCUCCCAGGCGGCCCGCGAGGGGCUCGAGUACCCGCCUGAUAUCCUGCCGGGGGGGAGGGAUGUGGAUACACCGUAUGGCUCAAUAAGGGUCCAUGAAUGGGGUCCAGAAACCGGCCCCAAAAUCCUAAUGGUCCACGGCAUCACCACGCCCUGCCUCGCGCUCGGCGGGCUCGCCCACGGCCUCGUGGAGAAGGGAUACCGCGUCAUGCUCUUCGAUCUCUUCGGGCGCGGAUACAGCGACACACCCACCUCCCUCCCGCACGACCUGCGGCUGUACACCACGCAGCUCCUGUUGGUUCUCUCUUCCUCCUCCCUCCCGUGGUGCGUGCCAGGUGGUUUCACACUCCUCGGUUACUCUUUGGGGGGAGGCAUCGCAAGUGGUUUCGCGAGUUACUUCCCUCAUCUCGUUAGCAAACUCAUCCUCCUCGCCCCAGCGGGGUUGAUCCGACCUCAACACAUGAGCUCGAGGAGUACAGUGCUCUACUGCACCGGUCUCAUUCCCGAGAGCUGGCUGGUCUGGCUUUGUGAACGCCGUCUACUCGCCGGGCCGAUGUACGCCAAAGAAAACAAGGCCCCAGCUUCCGUACUAGACGCCGAACUCCCCGGCCAAGAAGGCGUGCCGAACCCAGAUUUCACACCCCUCUCCCUAACACGCCCCUACCUCACCGUCCCCGAAGCCGUACAGUGGCAGCUGCGUCACCACCCGGGUUUCGUGCCCGCAUUCCUGAGCUGUAUCCGCUACGCGCCGAUUACGGGACAGCAGGAGAUCUGGGAGAGACUACGCAGGGGGAGGACGGAUGAGGUGCUGCUUGUGGUCGGGACGGAGGAUCCGAUUGUGCUCCCUGACGAGGUGAGGGAGGAUGCUGAGAAGUUGCUGGGAGAGGGGAGGGUGAGGUAUGUGGAGGUUGGGGCGGCGCAUGAUUUUGUGAUUACGGAUGUUGGGGAGGUUGUUGAGGCUGUGGUGGAGUUUUUGGAGGGGGGGAAGGGGAAGGUUGAGUAG